AGGGGUGACAUUCUCUGACGUAGCUUUAAUGGGCUCCCUCUGGCUGUUGUGGGGAGAGAAGAUGGAGGGGGAUGGAAAACAGGGAGACCAGUGAGGAGACUGUUAGCAUAAUCCAAGCAAGAGGUGAUGGUGCCCAAAUACCCAUCAACUGACAGUGGAUCAGCUGGUAUACCUACACAAGGGAAUGUUCAGCCAUGACAAGGAAUGUGAGCACCAUGGCGGAACAGGACGUGGAAAAUGAGCUUCUGGAUUAUGAGGAAGAUGAAGAGCCCCAGGCUCCUCCAGAGAGCACUCCUGCUCCCCCCAAGAAAGACGUCAAGGGUUCCUAUGUUUCCAUCCACAGCUCUGGCUUCCGGGACUUUCUGCUAAAGCCAGAGCUCCUGAGGGCCAUAGUGGACUGUGGCUUUGAGCAUCCAUCUGAGGUCCAGCACGAGUGUAUUCCCCAAGCCAUCCUGGGCAUGGAUGUCCUGUGCCAGGCCAAGUCUGGGAUGGGCAAGACGGCAGUCUUCGUGCUGGCUACCCUGCAGCAGAUCGAGCCAGUCAACGGACAGGUGACAGUCCUGGUCAUGUGCCAUACGCGGGAGCUCGCCUUCCAGAUCAGCAAAGAGUACGAACGCUUCUCCAAGUACAUGCCCAGUGUCAAGGUGUCCGUGUUCUUUGGGGGCCUUUCCAUCAAGAAGGAUGAAGAGGUAUUGAAGAAGAACUGUCCCCAUGUCGUAGUGGGGACACCAGGGCGGAUCCUGGCACUAGUGCGGAACAGGAGCCUGAACCUGAAGAACGUGAAGCACUUCGUGCUGGAUGAGUGUGACAAGAUGCUGGAGCAGCUGGACAUGCGGCGGGAUGUGCAGGAGAUCUUCCGUCUGACACCCCAUGAGAAGCAGUGCAUGAUGUUCAGCGCCACCCUGAGCAAGGAGAUCAGGCCUGUCUGCAGGAAGUUCAUGCAAGACCCCAUGGAGGUGUUUGUAGACGAUGAGACCAAGCUCACACUGCACGGACUGCAACAGUACUACGUCAAGCUUAAGGACAGUGAGAAGAACCGCAAGCUCUUUGAUCUCUUGGAUGUGUUGGAGUUUAACCAGGUGGUGAUCUUUGUGAAGUCAGUGCAGCGCUGCAUGGCCCUGGCCCAGCUCCUCGUGGAGCAGAACUUCCCAGCCAUCGCUAUCCACAGGGGCAUGGCCCAGGAGGAGCGUCUGUCACGUUAUCAGCAGUUUAAAGACUUCCAGCGGCGGAUCCUGGUGGCCACCAAUCUGUUUGGCCGAGGGAUGGACAUUGAGCGAGUCAACAUUGUCUUCAACUAUGACAUGCCCGAGGACUCGGACACCUACCUCCACCGAGUGGCCCGUGCAGGUCGCUUUGGGACCAAAGGUCUGGCUAUCACUUUUGUAUCUGACGAGAACGAUGCCAAAAUCCUCAAUGACGUUCAGGACAGGUUUGAAGUGAACGUGGCAGAACUUCCUGAAGAAAUCGACAUUUCCACAUACAUUGAGCAGAGCCGGUAACCACGUGCCUGAUGGCCAGAGCUGCCCUGUGUCCUGAGUGCUUGCUGCUUCCAGGCGUCUUUCUAGGCAUCAGCGGGCCUUCCUUUUUACUGUUCAAAAGCUGUAGAUUUGUGUAAGAGUAAAGUUUUAUUACGGAA
Zalophus californianus (California sea lion) is the source of this 1636-nucleotide messenger RNA. RefSeq names its product DExD-box helicase 39A (gene DDX39A). Gene Ontology annotation, biological process: mRNA splicing, via spliceosome; mRNA export from nucleus. Gene Ontology annotation, molecular function: RNA binding; ATP binding; RNA helicase activity. The record is from RefSeq and is a predicted model, not a curated record. NCBI's taxonomy places the organism in Eukaryota, Metazoa, Chordata, Mammalia, Carnivora, Otariidae. Bases 195 to 1499 code for a protein of 434 amino acids. The transcript has 11 exons.